Alternaria atra is the source of this 924-nucleotide messenger RNA. RefSeq lists its product as uncharacterized. The record is from RefSeq and is a predicted model, not a curated record. Bases 1 to 924 code for a protein of 307 amino acids. Gene Ontology annotation, molecular function: oxidoreductase activity. The transcript has 4 exons. NCBI's taxonomy places the organism in Eukaryota, Fungi, Ascomycota, Dothideomycetes, Pleosporales, Pleosporaceae.
AUGCCUGGCUCUUCACCCACUAAGCCUGUAGACUGCACAAUUGAUUUCGAUGCCGGCUGUCUUCGAGGAAAGACUGCUGUCGUCACUGGAGGAGGUAGUGGUCUUGGGGAAGCGUACGUUCGAGUACUGGUCAACGCAGGUGUGAAAGUUUGCUUUGGAGAUCGAGAUGUCCACCGUGGAGAACAGCUCGCCUCCGAACUCAAGGACUGUCGUUUCGUGCACUGCGAUGUAACAAAUUGGGACGACCAAGUUCGACUGUUCAGCGAAGCUGCCUCAUUAUCCUCCUCUGGAAAGAUUGACUAUGUAGUCGCGAAUGCAGGUAUCGUACAUGCAGACGAUGUAUUCGCAUUCGAUGGUCCCAACCAGUCACCCAAAAAGCCAAAUCUAGAUAUCAUCCAAGUAAACCUCAACGGCGCCCUCUAUACCAGCAAACUUGCAAUGCACUACUUCAUGACCCAAAAUGGCACAUCGCCAAACCCUUCCCAGACAGACACCUGUCUCGUUUUGAUCGGCUCCGGGGCCGCUUACCUCGACUGUCCACGCGGCCCUCAAUACAGCGCUUCAAAGUAUGCGAUGCGCGGUAUCAUGCACUCUCUCCGUCGCACAGCAUACUACUACGACUCCCGCGUCAAUAUGAUCUCGCCGUGGUAUGUGCGCACGAAGAUCUUGACGGAUGACGAUUUUGAUGCGGUGGAAAAGGCUGGGGUGCAGCUUGCUACUACUGAAGAUGCUGGGCAGUGUCUGUUGAGGAUCUUGAGCGACAGCACUAUCAAUGGGCGGUCGCUUUUCAUCUCGGCAAGGAAGUGGGCGCCAAAGGGUUAUACUGAUCUAGACUUGGAUGAGUACCCUGGAAAUGAUCUGUUGGAGGAGAUCCAGGCUGAUCAAGUAAAGUUUGCGCCUGUGGAGAAGGGCUUAUUUGUUUGA